CAAAAGGCCAACCUUUAGAACAAGAGAACACCCAAUAUAUGAUAUGUCCUCCUAAAACUCAGAACUAGAGGGGAAGCAAAAAGGGGUUUGGAGUUCUUGUCAGAAUUUUCCUUUCUCUGAUCUUCUUUUCUAUUCUGCAGACAGAGUCCAGGCUAUGGCGCAAGUGCUGCAGGAUGCGUUCAUCGGAGCUGUGAUGGGAGAGCUGCUGAAAGCAGUUCUGGAAGCCCAACGAAAGGCAGCAGCGUUCAGGCCGACCCUGCAAGAGCUCGAAUCCACUCUAGAAAAAAUAAAACCGAUCGUUGCCGAGAUCCAAGAGCUGAGCGAGGAGCUGAACCAGGAUAAGGGAGAGAUUGAACCAUUGGUGGAAGAGAUCAGGAAAGGUAAAGACCUCGUCUUGAAAUGUUCCGGAAUUCGAUGGUAUACAUGCUGGAAGAAGCCGAGCUACAAGGACAAAUUGGACGGCCUGGAGCGCUCCCUGAAGAGCUACCUUGACUUGGUUCUGCAGCUCCAAAUGGCGAGGGACAUUAAGAAAAAUUUGGUGGAAGUGAAGAAGGUUCAAGUAAUGGUUUUGGAUCGCGGGAGAAGGGCUGGUCUGGAGGGGUACUUUCUCCCUGAAGCGAUUCCGAAUCCCGUUGGAUUUCAGGUUCCCUUGUGGGAACUGAAGAUGGAGUUUUUCAAGGAUGACACUUCUCUGCUUGUUUUGUCUGCACCUCCUGGCUGUGGGAAGACCACUCUGGCUACUCUUUUCUGCCAUGACAAAGAUGUUCAAGAAAGAUUCAAGGAUAACAUCUUCUUUAUCAGAGUGUCGAAAAAACAAACAAUGGAGAGUGUUGUCCAGAGAAUGUACAUGCUCAAGGGUCAUAGAGAUCCUGUGUUUCAAGGUGAAGAAGAUGCUCACUACCACCUGGAAAAUCUCCUGAAGAGCAUGGAUCCGAACCCGAUAUUGUUAGUUCUGGAUGAUGUUUGGCCAGAAACAGUUUAUAUCCUUGACAAGCUAAAGUUUAACAUCCCCGGUUUUAAGGUUUUGGUAACUUCAAGGUCGGUUUAUCCCAAAUACAAAUAUCAGAAGCUAAACCCACUGAACGACAAAGAUUCCAGGACACUUUUCGACAACUCAGCAUUCCUCCCAGACCAACCAAAACCUGACAUUCCAGAGGAUGUCAUCAAUCAGAUAGUGAAAGAAUGCAAAGGGUUUCCACUAGCCAUUACAGUUGUUGGGAGAUCACUGUGUGGAGAGCCCAUUGAGGUGUGGAGAACGAGAGCCAUGGCGUUAGCCGAAGCUGGACCAGUAAUGGAAGGUAGUGAGCUGUACAGCGAGCUGUACAGUUGCCUUGAGAAGAGUUUAGAUGCAUUAGACAAGCAGCCCAAGGUGAAGCAAUGCUUCAUGGACUUGGCUUUGUUUCCUGAAGAUGAUUUGAUCCCUGCAGCUGCCCUAAUUGACAUGUGGUCUGAACUCUACAAACUCGAUGAAGAUGGCCUCCAGGCUGUGGCCAAUCUCUAUCAGCUCUCUGCAAGGAACCUAGCUGAUCUUGUUGUUACAAGGACUGAUGCUGAGGGCUACAACCAUCACUUUGUGACACAGCAUGACCUUCUGAGGGAGCUAAUCAUCUACCAAAGCAGCCUAGAGUUCAUGGAACAGAGGGACAGACUAAUAGUCGAGAUAUUCAGGAAUCAAGUUCCUGACUGGUGUUCUGAAAGAAAGCAGCUUAGCAUUCACUGCCGCAUUCUGUCCAUCUCCACAGAUGAAAAGUUCUCCAGCAGCUCGUGGAGAAUCCAAGCACCAGAACUCCAAGUCAUGGUCCUCAACUUCCGCACCAAAACCUUCACCCUGCCAAAAUUCAUGACAGGACCAAACGAAACCCCUCUCGAAGUCCUGAUACUCAGAAACUAUGGCGUCUCCCCAGCUGACGUCAAAAACUUCCCCCAACUCCUCUCAUCCCUCUCAACCCUCAAAAAGAUCAGGCUCGAACAAAUCUCAAUCCCUCCAUCCCUCUUCACCACUCUCCACUUCCAAACCCUGGAGAAAAUCACCAUAGUCCUCUGCCGUGUAACCCUAGCUUUCAAUCCCUCGUCUUCCCGAAUUUCACAACCACUCCCAAACCUUAAAGAGAUCAACAUCGACUACUGCAAAGAUCUCGUCGAAUUACCCAUCGAAAUCUGCAAGCUCACUAACCUGAAGAAGCUGAGAAUCACGAACUGCCAUAACUUGGCCGCGCUCCCCGAUGAGAUCGGGUCGCUGAAGAACCUCGAGGAGUUGACGCUGAGUUCGUGCAUAGGGUUGUCGGAGCUGCCGGAGGCGAUUGGGUAUCUGGAGAAUUUGAGGAGCCUGGACAUAUCGGAAUGUGCUGACGUCAGGAAGCUGCCGGAAGCCAUUGGGGAGCUGGGGAAGAAUCUGAGGAGGAUUCAGAUGAUGGGUUGUUCGAAGAACUUCUGGGUUCCCGAUUCGGUGCUGAAGCUGGAGAGUUUGGAGGAAGUUGGGUGUGAUGAAGAUACUGCGCCAUUGUGGGAGCCUUUUGUUCAGGUGAUGAAGAGGUUGAAGGUUAAGGUCCGGAAGGAAGAGAUCAACUUGAAUUGGCUCCACGGUGGUCGCUUCUGAAAAUGUUUACUGUGAUUGGCUCAUUAAUCAAUCAUGUAUAUGGUGUUACAUAGCAAAACUAUUGUUUGAUGAUCCUCUGUAAAAUAUAUGUCAUCAAAUGUACAAACAUAAAUAACAUUUAAAAAAUUUCGAGCUUUAAGAAGGCACUAUAUAUGUAAGGUGAGAAUUGGGUUUUACUUAGCGCCUAAUUUAUCUAGGUAUCGAUUAAGCUUACCUAGACGUUGAGCAUAAUAAUAGUGUACAUUACAUUAUGAAUAAAAUAGCAGUUCACAA
Molecule: messenger RNA, 2869 nt
Organism: Linum trigynum
Lineage: Eukaryota; Viridiplantae; Streptophyta; Magnoliopsida; Malpighiales; Linaceae
Source: the annotation of a GenBank genome assembly